Messenger RNA from Dimorphilus gyrociliatus, 1369 nucleotides. The record is from the annotation of a GenBank genome assembly. NCBI's taxonomy places the organism in Eukaryota, Metazoa, Annelida, Polychaeta, Dinophilidae.
AAUGGCUUUGUAUCAGUUUAGCUCAUCUUGUCAAUUAAGUAAAACAAUGGAAAUGAGUCGUUUAGUUGGCUUAGUUAGAAGAGAUGAUGCAGACGGAGUAAACAAACUACUGCAAUCCAGUAAAAAUCAAGCUUGCGAUGAAAUGGCUAAAGCUCUUCAUGUCGCAGCUUGGAAGGGUUAUAGUGGUCCUGCAAGGGCGUUACUAUCGAAUGGAUGCGCUCCUAAUCUUCACGAUUCCAAUGGUAAUACUGCACUUAUCUUAGCUGCAAGAAAUGGUCACGAUAAUGUCGUGGAAGAACUAUUAAAGCACGGAGCUAAUGUUAAUAAGGCCAAUUUCCGAGUUAGGGCUACCGCUUUACAUUGGGCAUGCACAAGAGAUAAUAUUGAAUGUGCAAGGAUGAUCUUGAAAGCUGGCGCAGAUAUAAAUGCUCGAACGAUGAUUGGCAGGACGCCGAUUUUUAUGGCAGCAAGGGCGGAUUACGAUGAGAUUGUUGAUCUAUUGUUGAGGUCGGGAGCCGAUCCUACAAUACAAGAUAAUCAUUCUGAGAAUAUUUUACAUGCAACGGCGACAGAAGGCGCCUUCAAAGCAAUGAGAAGCUUACUAUACGACGAACGGUGUAGGAAUCUCAUUAAUUCAAAGAAUUCGAGAGGAAUGACACCAAUGUUAUUUGCUUGCUAUAACAAACACUAUGACAUCGUUAAAUUAUUAUUAAGCUAUAAGGCUGAUGUACAAAUCAAGGCUUGCGGCCUAAACGCUCUCGGUUGGGCAUGUGAAGGUGGAAGCGACCAUAAAAUUAUUAAUUUAUUACUGGCUACUGGUGAUUGUCGUAUAGAUCAAAUAAUUGACACUGGAUAUUGCGACGCUCAAAUUUAUAUACCAGCAAAAGCCAAUUACCUCAUGCUGGGAUGCAGGGGAGGACAUAUAAAUACAGUAGAAUACCUUCUAACUCUUCUACCACAAUCAUUUGUUGAUGAUCUUGACGAUAGCAAUCACAAUGCUCUGCACUAUGCCACCAAAUCGAAUUGCUUGAAUUGUUUGAACCUAGUGUUAACGAGGAGGCCGGUGAUUUUGGAAAGAACCUUGAAAUUUUGUGUUAAAGAGGAUAAAUUGGAAAUUUUGUUAGAGUUAAUAAGAAGUAUGGAUGUUAUAAAGUUACCCAAGUUUACGCACAUGAGUAGAUUGAUGAAUGAGUUUUUACAAGACGUCACUGAGCGUAACACCCUUAUGCAACUCUGUCGUUUCACUAUACGAAAGUCUUUGGGUAAAAACGUUUACACCACCUACAUUCGAUUGCCUCUUCCUCCUACUUUGAUACGUUAUAUUAACUUUAGUGAUGUUGAAUGCUAUUUGGAGGGAUUUCAUCAUUAA